CCAUAACAAUGAAUGCCAUCCUUGCCACCCCUUAAUCAUCACCUGUCUCUUUAAUCCCACUCAUUGCCUGCCACUCCUCUUUACUCAAGGACUUUCUCUCUUAAUCUUAUUACAAUCCCACCAAUGUGGCAAAUUUACUUUCUCUUAAUCCCCUUCCAUUAGCGUUUCGUUAAGGGACUCCACUCUGUUUUUACUCGGAAUUUCUCUUCAGUUCUUUGAAUAGAUAUUCCUUCUGUUUUUGGUGAGAAGAGAGGCUACUGCUGGAUUCUAUGGCCCUGAAAUGUUUCCGGGUCAGCUUGACUCUGUUCUGUGGCUUUUGGGUGGUUGUUUUCUGUGAUCAAGAUGGUUUCUUGAGCUUAUCUUGUGGUGGAGCUAGGAGUUAUGUUGAUUCAGCUAAGAUAGCAUGGGUCUCAGAUAAUACCUUCAUAAGCACAGGCAACACAACUACCGUUGAGUAUGUUGAGGGUACUUCCUCAUCCAGUGUUCCACUUCGAUUUUUCCCAGAAUCUCAAGGUCGCAAUUGCUAUAAGUUACCAGUAAAGAAUAUAUCAUCCGUGGUUCUUGUGAGAGCCCAAUUUGUGUAUAAGAACUAUGAUGGACGUUGGAAACCUCCAGCUUUCUCCGUUUCUCUCGGGACAGCUAUCACUAGUACAGUGAACCUCACCAAUAAAGAUCCAUGGAAUGAAGAGUUCAUAUGGCCAGUGAGUAAGGACACACUCCCAUUUUGCGUCAAUGCUAUUCCAAUGGGUGGAUCUCCUGUUAUUUCCUCACUUGAAGUUCGGCCACUUCCUCAAGGCGCUUACCAAGGUGGCAUGGAAGAUUUCCCAAAUAAAGCGCUUCGUACGUGUUAUCGGAUUAAUAGUGGUUACACCAAUGGAUCGCUGAGGUAUCCUGUAGAUCCAUUUGACCGCAUUUGGGAUGCUGAUCAAAGUUACACACCCUUUCAUGUCUCACCUGGGUUUGACAUUCUUCUUAGCUUCAAUUUGUCAAGUCAAAAGGAGAGCCCUCCUUUGGAUGUAUUGCAGACUGCUAGAGUUCUGGCACGAGAGGAUGUGCUACAUUAUAACUUACCUCUCCAAACAUUGGGAGACUACUACAUUGUCCUGUAUUUUGCUGGCAUUCUUCCUCUGUCUGCUUCUUUUGAUAUAUUAAUUAAUGGGGAUGUUCAGCAGUCAGAUUUCACAGUAAGUACCUCAAAAGCCAGUACUCUAUAUUUUACACAGAAGGGAGUCACAAGUCUGGAUAUUGCACUUAGGAGCAUCAGAUUCUACCCUCAAAUUAAUGCAUUUGAGGUUUAUGAAAUUAUUAAUAUUCCAUCAGAGGCUUCCUCAACUACAGUUUCAGCACUUCAAGUUAUUGAGCAGUCUACUGGUUUUGAUCUUGGGUGGCAAGAUGAUCCAUGCUUCCCAACUCCAUGGGAUCAUAUUGAAUGUGAAGGCAGUGUAGUGACAUCAUUGGACCUUUCAGACAUCAACUUGAGGUCAAUUAGUCCAACAUUUGGUGACUUGCUGGAUCUUAAAAUACUGAAUUUGCAUAACACGUCACUUUCAGGAGCAAUACAAAAUCUGGGUAGCCUGCAGCAUCUUGAGAAAUUGAAUCUGAGUUUCAACCAGCUAACAUCCUUUGGUUCUGAUUUAGAUAGCUUGGUUAACCUUCAAGUUCUGGACUUGCAUAAUAACAGUUUACAGGGAAUAGUUCCAGACAGCUUGGGAGAGUUAGAGAAUCUACAUCUACUGAAUCUGGAGAACAAUAAACUGCAAGGUAUCCUCCCCCUAUCUUUGAACAGAGAAAGUUUGGAAGUUAGAACAUCAGGAAAUUUGUGCCUUUCCUUCUCCACAAUGGCAUGCAAUGAUGUCUCAUCAAAUCCUUCAAUUGAGACACCACAAGUUACUAUUGUUACCAAUAGGAAGCACACUCGACGUAGUCAUUUACUAAUUAUACUUGGUGCAACUGGUGGAGCCUUAUUUGCUCUACUCCUUACUUCUCUUUUAGUAUUAUUGUACAUAAAGAAAAGGAAAACCGAAGCCACAUAUGCUACAAGUCCAGUGAUUGAUAUGCGAAACUGGAACGCUGCUAGAAUUUUUUCCUACAAAGAAAUAAAAGCAGCUACAAACAACUUUAAGGAAGUCAUAGGUCGCGGUAGCUUUGGAUCUGUUUACCUUGGAAAGCUAUCAGAUGGCAAACUGGUAGCUGUAAAAGUGCGGUUUGAUAGAACUCAAUUGGGUGCUGAUUCUUUUAUCAACGAGGUUCAUCUGUUGUCACAAAUUCGUCACCAAAAUCUUGUUUGCUUGGAAGGAUUUUGUCAUGAAUCAAAGCAGCAGAUACUAGUGUACGAGUAUCUACCAGGCGGAUCACUGGCUGAUCACCUGUAUGGUCCAAAUUGUCAAAAAGUUUCGUUAAGCUGGGUUCGCAGACUGAAAAUAUCUGUUGAUGCUGCAAAAGGGCUGGACUAUUUGCAUAAUGGGAGUGAUCCAAGAAUCAUACACCGUGAUAUCAAGUGCAGUAACAUCCUUUUGGACAGUCAGAUGAAUGCCAAGGUCUGCGAUUUUGGCCUCUCUAAGCAAGUAACCCAGGCAGAUGCGACUCAUGUGACCACUGUUGUCAAGGGAACUGCUGGCUAUCUAGAUCCUGAGUAUUAUUCCACUCAACAGCUGACCGAGAAAAGUGAUGUCUACAGUUUUGGGGUUGUUCUUUUAGAGCUCAUAUGUGGAAGAGAACCACUGACUCACUCGGGAACCCCAGAUUCCUUCAAUUUAGUGCUAUGGGCGAAGCCCUACUUGCAGGCAGGUGCAUUUGAGAUAGUGGAUGACAGCUUAAAGGGAAGCUUUGAUGUCGAAAGCAUGAGAAAAGCAGCCUUAAUAGCCGUAAGGUCUGUAGAAAGAGAUGCAUCCCGGAGACCAACUAUUGCAGAGCUAUUGGCAGAGCUGAAAGAAGCCUAUAGUAUUCAGCUUUCAUACCUUGCAGCUUUGGGACACUCAGGUUAAGCUAGCGAAUGCAAGAUUAAAACAAUGUUUAUAUUUAUAUUACAACUUUGAAAACUUUUCCUACAGGGAGUUGGUUUUUGGGGAGGUGAGGUAUAAAGCCUUCUGCGGAAAAUGAAGAGUAAGUUAUGGAGCACAGGGUUAUUUCGGAGUGUGUCUAUUAAGAGUGUUAUGUCUAUCUAUUCUGUCAAUGCCAAGCAAUAAUAAUUUUUUUUUUUUUU
This is a messenger RNA of Theobroma umbraticum, 3202 nucleotides long. Its product is annotated as Leucine-rich repeat protein kinase family protein. The record is from RefSeq and is a predicted model, not a curated record. NCBI's taxonomy places the organism in Eukaryota, Viridiplantae, Streptophyta, Magnoliopsida, Malvales, Malvaceae. Gene Ontology annotation, molecular function: ATP binding; protein kinase activity; protein binding. Gene Ontology annotation, biological process: protein phosphorylation.